Messenger RNA from Cuscuta campestris, 753 nucleotides. The record is from the annotation of a GenBank genome assembly. Lineage: Eukaryota; Viridiplantae; Streptophyta; Magnoliopsida; Solanales; Convolvulaceae.
GCCACAUCUAAUAGGGACUCAAUGUUCAAAACCCCUGUUGGACUUCAUCCGGGAAGCAGAUAUAAUUAAAAUUCCCAAACUACCACUUUUAACAUUGGCUUCUCUAGUCAUCACUCAUCUGCUAUUAAGAAGCAAUAUACCCUUUCUCUAUAAUUCUUUUUUAAUGAUUUUCAACUCAUUUGCUUAUAAGUCUUUGAAUUGACAUUAUUGUUUUCCCUUGAUAUCUUAGGAUUAUAGCAGGAAUUCGGUAAGAUGUUUCGAAGGUUGUCCACGCUGAUGAAUUUGAGUACAAGGAUCCUGUUGAUGGCUCCAUCUCAAGUCAUCAGGGUGUCCGAUAUCUCUUUGAAGAUGGGUCGCGAUUGGUUUUCCGUCUCUCUGGAACUGGAUCUGAGGGUGCGACCAUCCGUCUCUACAUUGAGCAAUAUGAGAUUGGUUCAUCCAAGACCGGAAGAGAAUCCCACGACGCACUUUCCCCUCUGGUGGAUGUUGCUCUCAAGCUGUCUAAGAUGGAGGAAUUCACUGGCCGAUCAGCUCCAACUGUUAUAACAUAAGAUCUUAUCAGCUCUUAAGUGCGAGUGUGUUUUUUUGUAUAUCCUAAACAAAUACUCCAUAUAAUAACGCGACCACCGUUCCUUUUGUCUAAUAAUACAGCAUGUAUAAACUACACAUGCAGAUUUGAGGUUGUGAUUCUGUCAUGUUGUAUGAUUUGUUUGCGUAUUACGAUUUGAGAAUCAAUAAGCAUUUGUCAGUUCU